AUGAAAUCAUCUUCUAUUCCCCAUUCUACAGGAGAAGCACCUCUCACCGGCGGUUGGAGGCCAAUUCCGAACGUAGCCGCGCCUACAGUCGUCGACAUCGGGAAGUUUGCGGUUGAUGAGCACAACAAGAAUGACCAUACGUCUCUCAAGUUCGAAAAAGUGACGAAGGGAGAAAGCCAAGUGGUCGCCGGAAUGAACUACAAAUUGACAAUCACGGCGGAGGACGGCAGCGUAAACAACAAUUACGAGGCGGUUGUUUGGGUUAAGCCUUGGCAGAAAUUCAGGCAACUUGUGUCCUUUAAGGGACCCGUUUGA
Lactuca saligna is the source of this 315-nucleotide messenger RNA. NCBI's taxonomy places the organism in Eukaryota, Viridiplantae, Streptophyta, Magnoliopsida, Asterales, Asteraceae. The record is from the annotation of a GenBank genome assembly.